This is a messenger RNA of Acytostelium subglobosum LB1, 1371 nucleotides long. RefSeq lists its product as hypothetical. The coding region runs from base 1 to 1371 and encodes 456 amino acids. NCBI's taxonomy places the organism in Eukaryota, Evosea, Eumycetozoa, Acytosteliales, Acytosteliaceae. The record is from RefSeq and is a predicted model, not a curated record. The transcript has a single exon.
AUGACAAAGGUCACACUUUAUGUUGAUCCUGCAUCAAACAACACUUCUCCAACAUGUGGUUCCCAAUUAAUUGGUAACUACCCCUGCCAUAGCAUUGGAGCAGCAUUCGCCAGUUACCAACACUUGUUUGCCGUUACCACCGACUCUGAACUCAGCAUCAAGAUUGUGCCCAACACCUACUUCCCCUCUGACCGUGACUUUGGAUUCAACCCAAUAUGCCAAAAUGUGACCAUUGGUUCAAUCUACGAUGGCCAAGAAGUUGUGUACAACAACACUGUGAGUGGAGAACCAUACUUCCUCUACCUUCAUACUCAGAAUGACAUUGAGGUGAACUGCACCACAUCUCUCACAAUCAACUAUAUCAAGUUCAUCGAUGUGAAGAGUGUUUGUGGAAUCAACAACGUCACGUUUACUCUCAAUGGUUGUUCGUUCAUCGGUGGAAGUGCGGCCAACCCUUUGAUAUACCAUCAACUCUCAGUGUAUGAUACAACUGGUGUUGUUGGAUCAACAGUGUUCAAGAUGUCAGGUUGCAGCAUCUCCGGAUCAGAGGCAAUGUUAUACACGCCCAAUGUGUUUGUCAGCAAUGUCGAAAUGAUCGUGGACAACUCUUCAUUCUACAACAACACGGGUUCCAAUAUCUUCUACCUCGAGAACAGCACUCUGGCAUUGAGCAACUCGAUCUUCUACUCCAACUUCAUGAGGUUCAACUUGAUCCAGUUCAAUGAGCCCAGGUUCCCCGUCCAAUCAGUGUUCACCAACGUCACUUUCAAUGAGAACAGAGGCAACAGCACCGAGUUGAUCCUUCAGCGUGUUGGAGUUUUGACCAUCAAGAACUCAGUGUUCACUGGCAACUGGUUCUUAACCAGCUUGAUCGUGGCCAUGACCAACCUGACCGUCGAACAUACAACAUUCGCCAACAACAGCUUCGCGGCCAAUAGCUCGAUGAUUCUUGGAUUGAACGCCAAAUCUCUCACUAUGAUCGACAACACUUUCACUGGCAACCACUUUGGUCCACAGUCCGGCUUUGUAGGCGCAGUCAACACACCAGUCAACCUCACCAACAUUGAGUUUGGCGCUAAUGACUUCCCCUGGGGUCUCACCCAAACCUGCCAAGUCAUCAAAUGCUCCAACAGUGGCGUCACCUUCAACAAUGUGAUCAAUGACAACGAUGAUAUCAAGUGGAUCUCGUGUCACAGGUGCUUGACCUAUGGUGAUUAUCCAGGAAUGUGUCCACCCGAUCAUCAUCUCAGUAUAGGAGCAAUCGUAGGUAUUGCCGUUGGUGGCUUUGCCGGUGUAUGCAUCAUUGUAGUGUUGACUGUUGUGCUUGUCAAGAGAUCAAAGAGGACCCAGUACAAUACCAUCCAACACUAA